This is a messenger RNA of Cyprinus carpio (common carp), 2186 nucleotides long. RefSeq names its product jumping translocation breakpoint (gene jtb). The coding region runs from base 320 to 724 and encodes 134 amino acids. The record is from RefSeq and is a predicted model, not a curated record. Gene Ontology annotation, cellular component: spindle; midbody; cytoplasm. Gene Ontology annotation, biological process: mitotic cytokinesis. The transcript has 6 exons. NCBI's taxonomy places the organism in Eukaryota, Metazoa, Chordata, Actinopteri, Cypriniformes, Cyprinidae.
CGAUCCACUGGAGGGCGAUACACUUCAAAUCUGAUUCGAAAGCCACGUUCUCCUGUGACGUAAUCCUCUCCGUGUCAGUAUGGCAGACAGGCCCUUAUCUAGAGGUCUCUGUGAAUAAAGACAUUUCUACCGUGUAUUCAGAUCUAACAGUCGUGUUUAUAUGUGGUGAUCGCUGGCCGUUAAGUGUUUCGGAGAUCCUCUCGUGGGAGUGUCCUCGGGUGAUAUGAUUUGGGGUACUUUGUAUGUUUUACUGCUCUGAGGAAUGAAUCUUUACACUAUGAACCGGCAGUAAACGUCAGUUGUGUUGCUACAUAAACGCAUGUGCACCAGAGUGAUGGAGAGUGACUGUAGGAUCCCUAUGGCGUGUCUGAGACCCCGGAUCCUGGCCCUGCAUGCUUUAUUCUGGGGCUUAGUGUCUCUUAGAGUGUUUGGAGCAGCUCUUCUUAGCGAUGAGAAGGCAGCAGUUGCGGUGACAAAGGCAGUGACAGCACCGUGUUGGCAGCUGGAGGAGUUUGUGGUGGCUAAAGAGUGCAGUGCAUGCGAAGGUUUGCAAUCGAAAACUUUCAGCUGUCGCUCUACCAAAAUGGAGGAGCAUCUCUUUUGGAAAUUUGAGGGCACAGUGCUGGCUCUCACUGUUGUCUUUGCAAUACUGGUGGUCACUAGACAACGCUCGCUUGACCGCCAAGCCUCAGACAAAGUUCGGCGACAGAUAGAGUCUAUUUAGUAGACCGGACUGCACUAAAUGUUAAUGGGCCUGUGGCCUGGUGUUAUAAACUCUCAGUAAAGGGCAUAACCCUACAUUUCAUGGAGGCUUCCAGACUUUAUCACUGGUUUUAUCUUACUGGAUGCAGAAAGACAAAGCUCUGAACAGGCACAAUGUGCUUUUACUCCCAGACUGACAUUAGUUGUGGAUGCUGCUUCUGUGCAGGAUUUAACUAACAAGAUGUAAAUCUCAAGAUCAUCCCAUCAAAUCAGCAAACAAUAUGCAAGACAGGAGUCUAGUCCCUAUUUUGUAACAGAAGAUGUACAGAUCUGCGUACACCUGUUCUUUUAAAAGCUGUGAAGGUGAUGUGUGUAGAACAAAAUAUGGGUGUGUUGCAUGUUUUCAAUAAUCCAAAAGCACAUCAAGUAUUUUCUCAAGCUGAGAAUGAACUAUAUGGUCAAAGUCUUGAAAGAAUAUACGAUUUUGUGUGUCAUCACAAUGGGUUUAUGUUAGUCAAGCUGAGUUUUAGUGAAUAUCAAAGUUUUGGGGUUUGUUCAUUUGGCUUCAUAUAUUUUGGAACACGCUACCAUUCAUGAAAUCACGGAUGUCUUUUUCCUGACUUUCUCCAAACUGACACACUCGUCCAUCCAUUAACAUCGACAUGUUUCUUCCAGUAACAUUAACAGUAAUUUAAUGAAUCUUAUAUGUGCAGUUGCUGUUUGUUAAAUCCUUAUUUUCAGUAUAUACUUUUAUAGUGUUUUUGACACAUUCUUUAGAGACUUGUAGGUGCUCUUUAUUAAAGGUUUAGGUUUUUUUUUUUUCUUUUUUUUUCAUUUAUGACGUUUACUUUCAGUCUUUGCCCUCCUGAGUAAAAAAAAAUGUUUUAUAUAAAAUUAUGUGAACAAACGUCUUGGUUCAUAAUGUCAGUCUCAAAAAUACCAGCUCUGUACUCAUUUCUGACUGAUAUAUGCAAGACUGCAUUGUAGUGUAUGUUAAAGCUGCUUGACUUGAAAUGAAGAGGAUGAGAUGUAUUGAAAUCAACCCACCUUUUUGUUUUAUUAUUAGUUUUUUUUUUUUCUUUAUUUUGCAACCACUUCACAGCAAAAUUCAAUAUUGGAUCUGCAUCUCAUUUGUUGAAGGUGAUAUUUUGUGCCAUCAUCUUCAGAAAGACUUUACUCUGCUGGUUUUGGGUACAGAAGUACAUUUCUAACUUUUCCCCAUAAGUUUAUUUACAUUAUGAUUGGUUUGAUAAGAUAAUGCCUUUGUAUUAAGGCUGAUUGGUGUUUUUUUUUUUUUUUUUUUUACUCCACAAGUUAAAAAGGAAGCCAUGUGAAUUUGAUUGAACUUUGUCCCAUAACUGAUUUGAAUGAUCUAUUUAAAAUGUAAAAGGUGUAUUUUUAUGAAAGAUGAGUGACGUUUCCUGUCCUCUAUUGAAAAUGAACUGAGGAAUAAAUGGGCAAAAGGAAUUGUCUGCCCUUGUUUG